GCUCUCGCUGACCAAUUGUACCGACUUUUCAUCUUCUUUCAAACAAUCUCAAACGACGUGUAUGGUUUUCAUAGGAUCUAUGUUCUUGUACCCUACUUCGAACAGUUUUGUGCCAGUGUUGAUGAAAUAAUGAACCUUAAAAAUUGGAUCAAAAGCAUUCCAGUUCACAUGGUAAGAUUUCUUUCUACUUUAGUGUAAUUAUUUUGUAAAUAGUAGUGCUACGAUCUCCAAAGAUCACUUUGUUUUAAAACAUAACCUUACAUGUACAUAGGUCUGCUGCCUGAGGACUUCAGCUUUUAAGUCGAAAUGUUUGAAGCACAGUUUAAUCACCCUAUUAUUUAGGGUGCUUCUGAGCUUGGAGGGUAAGACCCUAUUAUGAUCAAGCAGUUGCAUAAAGCCUGGUUUGGUCAUCAUCAUGCGCCUGAUUUGUAACGUAUCUAUUUCCAAGACCUUGGAGUACAGUGGUUUUUUGGUGUUUAUUCACCGUGCAUGCAUGUGCUUUAUUUGUUAUGUGUCUACACUGUAUUUCCAAGACCCCUUGGAGUAAAAUGGUAUUGAAGCUUAAGAUUAAACUUUAGUUGAUCCUACCAUUUUUCUGUUUCCUAGCCCUGGGGGACAAUGGAAAUUGAGAAUCAAAACAGCUUUAAUCAAAAUUAACCUGAAAUCAAAUUUGAUCCAUAACAUAACACACUGUGUGUGUUGUUUUGUGUAAGGGACCGACAGCCAGACACUUUUAUUAUUCGAUUAGCACAUGUCUGUGCACAGUAUAGCAGCCUACAUCUUUCAGCACAGCCUUGGAUGGGGGCAGUUUGUGGGUAGAUUUUGAGUGCGUUAAUUUGUCAUCUAAACGAAUUUGCAAGGCUUCAAGUGUUCCUAUAUUUCCCAUAGUUUUAAACUUUCCCUAUAUUUUCCUAUUUAGUUUGGAAAUGUCCCAUAAUUCCUAUAAUUCCAUCAGAAAAUAAAAAUGAUAUACUGAAGUUCAUGAACUUCUGUCGGUGGAAUGUGACAAAGAUAGAGAAUGUUUUGGACCAUCCAAGGCUAAACUGGUAAUAAUUUAGUGAUCGUUAUCCAGAUAUUUUCCAGAUGUUAGAAGGAGUAUGCAGCAACUUUGUGUACACUCAUUUUUCAAACGCAAGAGGGUCGAAAUGUGCACUCAAUAAUUGGUUGCUUUUUAAGUAGCCAGUAGGAAAAAAAGAAUUUCCAAUCUGUGAUGGGGUAUCUGUGAUAAUGUGCAAGGUUAAAGCUCAGUCUGAAAGAAUGACUGUACCAUUUUCACCAUAAAUACUAGUGUUAUGUUCCUUUAAUUUUAACUGAACACAAAGCCAGUGCUACACUGACAAGGUUCAGAUAAACCAUGGUCUUACCUGAUCAGAAAGUGGCAUAUUUUAUGAGUAACCAAACAGUCACCAGCUGUGAAGCUAUAAAAUUCAAAAGUAAUAACCAAAGAAGGAAUUGCUUAUAAAAACAUUGUACUCCACUCCAAAGACUCGUAUUAUCUACAAAGAAUUGGAGGGUAUCAGUCGUUAAGUACAAUUCUUUAUAGUUGGUGAGUUGACGUAGCUGCGAGUUUAGGCUAUGAUUCCUUUCUUUUAAAUGCGGAUCUGUAGAUCACUCUUCAUGAGAAUUCUAUACACCCAGCAAGCAUCUCGUAAUCUCUGGGCCCAGUUAGUGCAACAAAAAUUAAUAUGGUAGGGAGUCAUUGCAAUCACAGACAAAACGACUCUACAUUUAUUUUAAAAAUUAAGAACAGGAGGUUAAAGUUGUGUAGGCCCACCAGUUUCACUGAACAUUGCAUGUAGAAAACGGUCUAACAGUUGCAAAACGCAAUAACACAGGCCAUCUGAUAGGGUGCAUUAAAAAUCAGAAAUCAUGCAAUAUUUUUAGGGUAGAUUGUGCGAUAAGGUAGGACUAUUAUGCGAUAAAUUAUGUGAUUUUUUCAGGGCUAAUUGACUUUGUUUUACCAGGUUUCAAAGGAGAAAAACCACUUUAAUGUUGUUUAACAGGCAAUUUGGAUGUAAAGGAAUAAUAAAACAUCUGUUUUAAAACAAAAUACCGGUAGUUAAAUUUGUCCAAUUAUUUUGACCCGGAAAAGAAAAGGGACACUUGUUUAAUGUUACAUGACGCCGUUACACCGCUGACCACACUGCUUGUCUCUGAAAUCAAAUGGCUGCCCAGAUACAGCGAUUGAAGGUUUCAGAUGCCUUGAAAGGCUUUCUUUUGUGGUAAAUCACCUCAAAUAACAUUAAGAUUGGGAAAAAAAUGCUUCAUUAAAGUUAGAAUUCAUUGUUUAUUUUACUUGAAUUUAGCAUUUUUUUACAAAUUAUGCGAUUUUCCUCAACUUUUGCAAUCGGAUGCGAUUUGAGGUCAAUUGUGCAAAAUCGCACCAUCGCGUAUUAUCAGAUGGCCUGAUAACAGUAUUUUCACUAAUACUUCUUUAGGUUCAGUGUGUGUGUAUUAAUCCAGGUACAUUUUUUUUGUUUGCUCAAAGUUAGAGAUCUUAUUCAGAAAAAUUCUGUGUAAGUGCUCACAAUGUUGGACUAAAAUUUGUUAUAUUCCUUACCCUCUGCAGAGUUGCAAAAGUGGCACUGGAUAUAAUAUAUUGUGGUGUAAAAAGUCACUAUAUUUCCCCUAUUAUUUUACCAUUUUCCCUAUACAUGUAUAUUUUUAAAAAAUUGCCCCUAUACUAAGCCCUUUAUUUUUGCUUGAGGUUACUUCAAGCCCUGAAUUUGGCACCCUUUGUUGACACCAAUCUGGCAUUGACCCAGUCCUAGAGAUUGCACACUCCAAACUGUCAACCUUUCCUGCCUUUGAAAUACUACAUCUAUACCCUAUUUUAAGAAGUUAUUGGAAGUGGAUAUUCUAUUCUACAUCUUGCAUUCUGAAAUCACAACCCUUUGCAUUGGGUGUCCUUACUCAAUAGGCUUGGUGUUCUAGUGUUAAACCAAACAUGAUACAAACCUUUGUCAUUUUCUGAUGGAAAUUAAGCUUAAAACUACUAGCUAGCAUAUUAAGAACAACAUGAUAUACAUAAAAAAGCAGGAAGGGCUAUAUCAAAGUAAGGUCAACUCCAGCCUCAUCUCAAUCUGUAACUACAUGUACAGCUGUACAUUGUAUAAAAUGGAUUAUUGAUGAAAAAGGGGUGCUUAUUUGAGUACAUGUUUGUACAAACUACAUGUAGUGCACUUAUUUGAAGGAGGCUCUUACAGACCAGUAGAGUUCCUACAAUUCCUCUAGCUAGUAGGGUCUCCUGGUUUUUACAAGGCUCCCAGUCCCUGGGUGAGUUGUGAACUGACAUUGAUCUGGACUGGUCCUUUUUUAGUACAUGUACAGUGUACGUAUGUCACUGACUGUUGACAUUUAGGCACUGUUAUUAUUGUAUUGUAGAAAAGCAAACAACUUGUGCAAAAAGCAAAAAAAAAUAUGAUUAAUUAAUAUGCAUCAUUUUAUUCCUAUGUUUUAGGACUAUGAAGGACAGAAAUUAGCAGAAAGACUCUUCCACAUUAUCAUAUUAUUUUUUGGGGUAGGCAAUUAGUUCAUUCUUGCUAACUUAAAAUUCCUUUGUGGCAUUUACUUAACAAUUAAUGAAUGAGGCUGAGUAUCUUGUGAAGAAUUAUGGAGAUCGAGGAGGGUGUUAUCGGUGGAUAACAUGCUCCGAGAUCUCCAUAAUUCGUCAUAUGAUACGAAAGCCGAAUUCUAUAAUUGUUUUAUUUUUCAUUCAAAAUAAUUCCUGGUUUAAAAACAUGGCUAAAACAUGCUUACCUCCAUCAAUCCAUCAAUGUUCAGUUCAUCUUCAAUAGUGCACGUUUAGGUUUGUCCAGCUCUGCAAAUAUUCUCCAAAUAGCAGAUGUCACCCUUCGAGUUGUCUUCUUGCUGUUGUUGCCAUGUUUUUAGCUAAUUUUUCACCUAGUUCUUACUCUUGAAAUGAGUGAAAUGUCCACCAUUUUUCAAGUUCACAACCAAAACAACUCAACCUCGUCCUCAGGUCUUGUCGGUUAACGGUGCCUUAACCUGCAAAAACGCUGCAUUUUUGACAUCAUUUCCUCGUUAAACACAAAAUUCUUCCAAAUUUGGUCAUCAGUAACUGGUUAUGGUGAAUUAAACGUGUGCUUUUAGCCAAUCAGAAUCGGGAAAAUAUUCUGAAUGAAUAAUAAUUUACUUUAAGGGUUUGGGGGUAUGAAAUGAACCAUGAUAUAGAUGUCCUUGAAGAAACAUUCGCUUUAUAACUUGAAUUGAUCUUAUUUCGAGCAUACAGUCCCCGCGCGAAUGUUAAACCAUGCCGCAUUGUGUUACAGCUGUACGUGUAUCUCUUUGAAAAAUUGUCGAGAAAUCAGUCAUGGGUGAAUCUGUUGUUUUCUGUCCUGCGAGACUCGAUUCUCGAUGCGAUUCUCGAUAGCUUAAUCUUGAUUCGCGCAAGAAUCGAGAAUCGCUAAUCGAGUCAAGCAUCGAGACUCACAAGGGACUGUCAACUUACUUUUGAAUGGGACUGUAAUAGAUAGGAGGCAAUCAAAAGAGAGGGGUAUUCUCAUAACUAUGAUAAGCUCAACAAAAAUAAUACUCUUUCAAUGAAAAUAUUGACAAGAGAGUUUAGAAGAAUAAGAUAAUAUUCAGUCUACCCAUUAAUACAAUGUAUGUCCGAUCAAUAGGCCAUUUCUGAGUUCCCCCAGGCCUCUGUAUCAAAUCAAGGUCAAGUGCUCAGCCUUUGAUAUGGAAAUAAUUUUUCAUUCUCAUGCAAAUCAAACUCAUUUUCACAAGAAAGGUUGUGCACUUGGCCUCAUUUUGAAAGUGAGGGUUUUUGGAACUUGGAAGUGGCCUAUUUAGGGUACUGGGAAGCUGCCUACCUACCCCUCCCCUAAGCCAACAUUUUGUCCUAAGUGCGGAGAAAGUGAUAAUGAUGUUGGCUUAGGGAAGGGGUAGGUGGGCAGCUAGAGAUCCAUAUCACUCUUUCAAAUCUCAAAAUAGGGAGCUUAAGCAGCGACAUUUUUGAACGACGCACGUCAAGCGGAAGUGAGCCUUUUCCUCUUUUAAUAAGCCUUGACGCUACCGUAUUUAUAUUGCCAAGUGUCUUAAUUCUUACAGAGACGAUCUGCCCAAAAAUUUGUUCAAAAUCACGGCUCAAGAGUGCAAAAUGUCCAUUUCCGGUUGACAUGCGUCGCUCAAAAACGUCGCUGCUUAAGCUCCCUAAUAAGUGUCAGAAUCCUUGGUCAGGAAUAUUGUGUUGUGAUUUUUAGUCUAGCCUUAAUACUGUGAACGUGCCAUUGAAUGGGGCACAAUGCACAGCAAGAAACUUUUUAAUAAUUGAAACUGAGUGAUUUGGUUCUUUUUUUUUACCAAUUCCUAGUAUUUUAGAUAAAUUGUUUUCGCCAUUGUCUAUAAGGCAGAGGGUGUUAUUAGAGAGACCCAUGUAAUACAAAGUUAACAUCGUAGAGGGGCUGUUUAUUAGAUAAGUGGCAUUUAUAUGAGAGUAGGCAUCUAUUAUUAUACCGCACAUGCAUGUUCAUUGCUUUCAGGUUGUUGGGUUUCUGUGGGGAUAUUAUAUCCAACAGUUUGGUGCAACUUUUAUUAUUCUUGCUGCUGGAUUCAUAGUCAGUUGUUUGGUAAGUACUGUGUUUCCUCCUGAAGGUGUCAGCCUUUAGUUUUACAUGUACAAUGCCUUCCCCAUCCCUGGCCUUAAGCACAAAACAUGAAUUCAUAAUGUAAAAUAGUUAUGUCUAAUUAUGUUGUUGGGCCCCUGCCUACCUGAAGAAGCUUCUAAGAUUCAAGUCAUUCAAGGAGAGUGCUGCUUAAAUGUAAGAUCAAAAUGGCAGUACCCAAUUAUUAUUAAUGUUCUAAGUGCAAGACCCUUGGGUCGGGGCCUUUGCUCAUGUUGGCCUCUCCCUUUGUAGCUGGGGAUGUUUCUCACGAAACGUCCCCAGCGGCGAAGAGCGAGGAGAAAGGGAUGUUUUCGCAGGCUACUCCCUUUGGAACACUCUUCCUGUACCUACCAGAAGUACUUACUGUUUUGUAAUAAAAAAAAAAUACACGAUGUACAAGCUCUAAAUGUGCAGAUUGACUUUAGUUGACAUACCAGUAGCUGAAUCAAACUUAUGGUACAUGCAGGAUGCAUUUAUGUUAAACUAUGAAGUGUGAUUUUUUUUGGAACCAGAUUGUACUACCACCAUGGCCCAUGUACAGAAAGAAUCCACUUGACUGGCAGAAACCACGACCAGAAAAGAGUGACACAAAAAGGGAAGGAGGAAAGAAGAAGAAAUAG
Messenger RNA from Porites lobata, 6250 nucleotides. The record is from the annotation of a GenBank genome assembly. Lineage: Eukaryota; Metazoa; Cnidaria; Anthozoa; Scleractinia; Poritidae.